Paramuricea clavata is the source of this 1689-nucleotide messenger RNA. The record is from the annotation of a GenBank genome assembly. Lineage: Eukaryota; Metazoa; Cnidaria; Anthozoa; Malacalcyonacea; Plexauridae.
AUGGGAUUCUCCGACUCUCUCAUCAGUCUUAUUAGAGACAUUUAUACUGAUUCCACAACGGUUGUUCGUACGAGGAAAGACGAGGAAACCGAUGCCAUUCCAGUACAUGCAGGUGUCAAGCAAGGAUGCCCAGUCAGCCCAAUUUUAUUCAACCUCACCACAGAGUUAUUAAUCCGAAAGGCUAAGUCAAGAUGCGCUGAAAACUCGGACAUUCCUUACCAACUUCACGGUCAACCGGUAGCCGUCUUGGCUUACGCAGAUGAUCUUGUUCUCAUGAGUAGAACUCGCGAUGGUCUUCAAACACUGUUAAAUGACGUUUCCUCGGCAGCUGACAUCUUAAACCUGAACUUUCGACCUGACAAAUGUGCCUCGCUAUCCCUAACUUGUAACAAGAGAGAGCCAUCUCGUGUAGGUGAUACCGUUUUUACCGUACAACGUGGCGAGGUUCCCGUUCUUUCAAAGGAAGAAUCGUAUAGAUAUCUUGGAGUACCCAUUGGUCUGCUAUAUGACGCAAAUGAUAUGAAUAACAUUACAUCCAAACUGAUUUCAGAUCUGGAAAAAAUUCGAGACUCCUUGCUAACUCCCCGGCAAAAGCUAGAUGCAAUUAGAACAUUUGUCCAACCGUGCCUAACGUAUGCCCUUAGAACAAGUCCAGUAACACAUUUAUCCCUUAGUAACUAUCAGAAAAAAACUGAUUGAAGUCCUCCGCUCAAUUUGCAAUCUCCCAAAACGUGCUACGCAAUAUUAUUUCUUUGCUGAUAGAGCCGCUGGCAGCUUGGGAUUACAGGAUCCAUAUGAGGAACGACAUAUUCAAACAGUUGUUCACACGGUUAAAAUUCUGUCGGUAUCAGACCCAUUUGUUAGUAACGUAUCGAAAGGUCAAUUAUCAUCGGUGGUAUCCCGUUAUUUUGGUCGCGAAGCGUCAAACAAGGAAAUUGAUGAUUUUCUCUCGGGCUCGUUAAAUGGGGAUCUUAAGAACCACAGUAAUUGCAAUAAUAGCCAAACGUUAUGGUCCCGAUGCCGUAUUUCAGCCAGGGCCCUAAAGAUUAAAGUGAAAUCCGCAACAGGAAAUAUCACCAUCUCUGUCAAUGACUUUAAUUCCUCUCAGGUCAAAAAGGGGUAGUAUCGUACCUUCACCGUUUUGCGUUGCAAAAUAAUGCUAUGAAACUGAAGAGUCUACCCGAUCAAGGCAAGGUUGCCAGAUGUCUUCAAACGUCAUCUUUUCCAUCAACGAACAGCUGGUGCUUUGAUGGUACGGGUUUGCGCUUCUGUGACUGGCGCUUUAUUCAUAGAGCUAGAACAAACACCCUCCCCACCAAUGACGUAAAGAGUAGUUUCUCUAGUAAUAAUUCUCCCUCCUGUCGUAACUGCCAUAGUGCUGUUAAUACGGAAACCUUGGCACACAUCAUCUGUCAUUGUCAACCAAAUAUGCCCUCCAUUACUAAAAGACACGACAGCGUGCUGCAAAGACUCUCAAACGCGAUUAAACGUGGUUCGUACACAGUAGACAAAGUCGUUCCAGGAGCCCCCGGUAAUAAUCGCCCAGAAUUAGUUAUAACGGACAACAAGAAAGUAACGAUCAUUGACGUAACGUGUCCAUUUGAGAACGACGACAGUGCCCUAUCAUUGGCUGCUGCGAGAAAGGAAGAAAAAUACAAAUUACCUGGCCGAAACCUUUUCGGUCAUUAA